Cuscuta campestris is the source of this 1635-nucleotide messenger RNA. The record is from the annotation of a GenBank genome assembly. NCBI's taxonomy places the organism in Eukaryota, Viridiplantae, Streptophyta, Magnoliopsida, Solanales, Convolvulaceae.
CGUAGUGUGUGAUGGCUAAUAUGUUUGUAUUCAGGGAUGACAAGAGAUAAUUUUGAAUAUUCAUCAAUCUUUAAAUAUUAUAUAUAGUCAUUCCAAAAAAAAUAUUAUAUAUUAUAUAUAGUCAUUCCAAAAAAAAUAUUAUAUACUUUUACUCGGUUUUACUUUAGAAAUAUACCCCGGCGAAUUAAGGGGAACUCGGUUAGGUGGUCAUCUUCAUGGAAUCGGCGGCGCCGGCGGCGAAGCCGAAGGGUAGACUGUGCGUUAUCUGCAAGGAAAGACGCGCCGCCCUGAAACGCCCUAAAAACCUUCAGCCAAUAUGCAGAGAGUGCUUCUACGCAGCUUUCGAAGAUGAGAUCCAUAGGGUUAUCGUGGACAACAAUCUCUUCAAACCCGGCGAACGCAUCGCGAUUGGAGCCUCCGGUGGAAAAGAUUCCACGGUGCUCGCUUAUGUCUUGUCUGAGCUGAAUCGAAGGCAUAACUACGGACUUGAUCUAUUCUUAUUGUCUGUGGAUGAAGGCAUUACUGGAUACAGAGAUGAUUCCCUUGAAACUGUCAAAAGAAACGAAAUCCAGUAUGGACUUGCAUUGAAAGUUGUUUCCUACAAGGAUUUGUACGGAUGGACAAUGGAUGAAAUAGUAAAGCUAAUAGGCCUGAAGAACAACUGCACUUUUUGUGGUGUUUUUCGUCGUCAGGCCCUUGACCGAGGUGCUGCUUUGCUGAAAGUAGACAAGCUAGUGACCGGCCAUAAUGCAGAUGAUAUAGCAGAAACCGUUCUUUUGAAUAUUUUGCGUGGUGAUAUUGCCAGGUUGAGUAGAUGUACAUCUAUAAUUACUGGAGAAGAUGGACCAAUUCCAAGGUGCAAGCCUUUCAAAUACACAUACGAGAAGGAAAUUGUUAUAUAUCCUUCAUUCACUGCAUGUCUUUUACGCGUGGAUGCAUAAUUGUUGUUUUUUUAAUUAUGAUAUUGUUAUUGACUGCAUUUCUUUAACCUAAUGAAUACGUACGCAUACUUCAAAAAGUUGGAUUACUUCUCCACUGAAUGUAUUUAUUCUCCAAAUGCAUACCGUGGCUUUGCUCGUGAGUUCAUUAAGGAUUUAGAGAGAAUCAGGCCCAGGGGCAUAUUGGAUAUUAUUAAAUCUGGCGAGGACUUCCGGAUCUCUACUUCCACAAAAAUGCCCGAACUCGGAACUUGUGAACGGUGCGGUUAUAUUUCCAGCCAGAAAUGGUGCAAAGCUUGUGUUUUGCUGGAUGGGCUAAACCGGGGCUUACCCAAACUGGGGAUUGGGCGUCGCCGAGAACUCAAUAAUUCCAAGAACGCGAAUCAAGAAAAUGGGACCAAGAAUUUGCAGAGCAAGCAGUGUGGUAGUUUGGACUUCUGAUGCCCACUUUUACGAAUCCAUUGUUGACUUUCCUUGUGCAUCAUCCAAAGUUUUUUUUAAAUAUAACGGAACUUUCUUUUUAAAAACAGCCUCCCUUCUUUCAAGUAGGGUAAGCUCUGCGUACACUUGCCCUUCCCGGACCCCACUUUUUGUGGGAUUCAACUGAGUAUGUUGUUGUUGUUAACUGAACAUUCUUUAAAGGAGAGAGAGUGAAGGUGAACAAAAACCCAGAACGAAAACGUAUCCUCUGAUUAUG